GUAGUAGGUCAGUAUUGUGUAAACCAAUGAUAAAUUAGUGUUGAUAAUAUUGUGCAAAUGUUUGUUAUUUGAUUUGUAGAUUUUUGUCAACGACGACAUUAUUUUCAGGGGAAUAAUAAUUUGAAUAUUUUACUUUUUUUUUUCUUUCAAACGCCACACCCUAAAGACCACUAUAUAUACACAUGCUUGGAAUUCUCGAUCUCGUAGCAAAGACACACAAACACAUUCAUUAAACAAGAAUUACUACUAUAAUACAAAAGAUGCAGUUCACGAUAAUUGUAGUAAUCUUGUUCUUUAUCGUUCCCUUGGCAUUGGCUGAUCUAAGGGUUGGUUUCUAUAGUUCAAGCUGCCCAAAAGCAGAAGCCAUUGUACGAAAAGUUGUUCAAAGGAACUACUUGUACAUUGAUAGAUCCAUCGCCGGAGGCUUGCUUCGCUUGCACUUUCAUGAUUGUUUCGUUCGAGGUUGCGAUGCCUCCAUAUUAAUAGACCCAACAGAGGACAACGAAUCUGAGAAAGAUGCAGAAGCUAACGAAACCGUUAGGGGUUUCGAGAUCAUCGACAAGGCCAAGAAGAAGCUAGAAAAAGUGUGCCCUUCAACAGUUUCGUGUGCAGACAUCAUUGCGCUGGCAGCAAGAGACGCCGUCUCCAUCACCGGAGGUCCAUGGUACGCCGUUCCCACCGGCCGACGCGACGGGUUUGUCUCGAAUCCUUCAAACGCAGAGAUCCUUCCAGGACCAAGUUCAACAGUGUCACAUGCCCUUCAAAUCUUUACAUCAAAGGGCAUGACACUUGGCGAAAUGGUAACCCUUAUGGGAGCACACACCAUUGGUUAUGCUCAUUGUGGUUUCUUCAGGAAAAGGCUUGAAGGUAGAGACUCAACAAUGGAUCCUUCUCUGAACGAGAAGCUUGUGAGGCUUUGUGGGAAUAGUAGUAGUAAUAAUAACAACCCUACGACGUUUUUGGAUCAGAACACUUCUUUUGUAUUUGACAAUCAAUUCUAUGAAGAGAUCGUUAACAAGAGAGGGGUGCUUUUCAUUGACCAGCAGUUGGCUCUGGAUUCUUCGACUAAAGGGUUGGUCUCCAAGUUCGCCACAGAUGCUGAGAGCUUUCGACGAAGCUUUGUGAAUGCCAUUGUCAAGAUGGGAAGCAUUGGUGUUUUGGUUGGAGAUGAUGGCGAGAUUAGAACUCGUUGCUGGGAUUACAAUAAUAAUAAUAGUGAUCCUUAGAUUGUGACUUUUUUUAGAUUUGUUUUUCAUGCUCACUCUCAUGGAAAAAUAUACAUAUUAUGAACUGUGAUAAUUAUUAGCUAUCCUACCUGAUGGUAACGUCGAAAGAAAAACGAUAUAUAUAACUUA
Messenger RNA from Arachis ipaensis, 1355 nucleotides. RefSeq names its product peroxidase 44-like. Gene Ontology annotation, biological process: response to oxidative stress; hydrogen peroxide catabolic process. The record is from RefSeq and is a predicted model, not a curated record. NCBI's taxonomy places the organism in Eukaryota, Viridiplantae, Streptophyta, Magnoliopsida, Fabales, Fabaceae. Gene Ontology annotation, molecular function: heme binding; peroxidase activity.